This is a messenger RNA of Pistacia vera, 6279 nucleotides long. Its product is annotated as transcription initiation factor TFIID subunit 1-like. Gene Ontology annotation, cellular component: transcription factor TFIID complex. Bases 296 to 6154 code for a protein of 1952 amino acids. Gene Ontology annotation, molecular function: RNA polymerase II general transcription initiation factor binding; RNA polymerase II general transcription initiation factor activity; histone acetyltransferase activity. Gene Ontology annotation, biological process: RNA polymerase II preinitiation complex assembly; transcription by RNA polymerase II. The transcript has 22 exons. NCBI's taxonomy places the organism in Eukaryota, Viridiplantae, Streptophyta, Magnoliopsida, Sapindales, Anacardiaceae. The record is from RefSeq and is a predicted model, not a curated record.
AAACCAAUAACCAGGACGAGUAGGAGAACUUCUUCGCUUCUUUGAAAACGGUACCGCUGUUUCCACUGCCAUCGAAUUCGCCGGCGUGUCGUUUCAUCCCUCUACAUAUUCACCCAAAAAUUCCCACUCUAUCUCUGCAACCUCACUACUCUCACGUCAUCUCUUUCGUCGUCGUCGUCGUCUUCUUCAAUUAGUUAUUUGUAUAUUAUACUCAGCUAUUCCCAUACAAGAAUUUCUUUGUGUGCAUUUGGAAUGAAGAAAUCUUUGUAAUCUUACAGAGCUGUUGUUAUUAUAAAUGGGUGGUUACGAGUCUGGUAGUGGUUCGAAGGAUGGUCGGGAUGAAGAUGAGGAGGAGGAAUAUGAGGAUGUUAGUGGGGGUAACCGGCUUUUGGGAUUUAUGUUUGGCAAUGUUGACAAUUCGGGUGAUCUUGAUGUUGAUUACCUUGAUGAGGAUGCAAAGGAGCAUCUUGCUGCACUGGCUGACAAGCUGGGUUCAUCUCUCACAGAUAUAGAUCUGUCAGUAGGUUCACCUCAAGCGCCAGUUGAUCCUGCUGAUCAAGAUUAUGAUGAGAAAGCUGAAGAUGCCAUUGAUUAUGAAGAUAUUGAUGAGCAGUACGAUGGACCAGAGACUCAAGUUGUCACUGAGGAGGACCACUUGUUACCGAAAAAGGAAUACUUUUCUGCGGAAGUUUCUCUGGCUACUUUGAAACCUACAACUUCUCUGUUUGAUGAUGAAAAUUAUGACGAGGAUGAUGAAGUUGAAAAUGAACAGGAGGUGGUGGAUAAAGAAACUGAAGUUUCUACCAUAUCUUUGUCAGGUGAGCAGGAUGAGUGUGUUAAAGCAGUUCCAGAAGGAGAAAAAUCUCCUGAGGAUGAUCUACAAGUUGGAUCUUUGGGUACUGAAGAAGAUAUGGUAGUUGGGGUAGAAGAUCAUUACGAGCAGGACGACGUGGUUGAUAUUUUAGAAGGGCCUUUGGAUGGCCAAGGUUCUGCACCACUGCCAGUUUUGUGUGUAGAAGAUGGUAUGGUUAUCUUACGGUUCUCUGAAAUAUUUGGUAUACAUAAACCUUUGAAGAAACAGGAGAAAAGAGAACAAAGAUAUUCCUUUCAUAAAGACAAAUACAGUGCUUUGGAUAUUUCCGAUCUUGUUGAAGAGGAUGAAGAGACAUAUUUAAAGGGCUCAAGUCAAGUUGUUUCAUUUAUCAAACAGGCACAUGCUGUUCAACAUGAUAACUCCUCACAUGAUAAUGAUGAUUCAGAAUCAGUAAAAUUUGGUUUUGUGCAAGAUGCUACCCCUAUGUCUGGACAACUUUAUGACCAAAGAAAGGACUCUUGUUUUAGUGCAGAACCCAUGAAAAAGGACUUAAAAUCAAAUCUUUCUGCAGGAUGGCAGUCAAUGCUGAGUCCUAAUAUUUUCCCUCUCGAUCAGCACAACUGGGAGGAAGACAUCCUCUGGGAUAAUUCUCCUGCAGCAAGUGAAAAUUCUUUUGAGAGUUGUGAUGUCACUGGAACUGACUCGGAAACUUCUCUUAAUGGGGAACUAGAACUUGAGCCUAGGCAACAUAAUCUUCAUUCAGAGUGCUCUAUGAAAGAUGAGGAGGAUCAUAGCAUUCGUUUGCAUAAUUAUCAUGUUUUGUUGGAGUCCUUUGGGUCAAGAAAUUCAUCAGAUCAUACAAAUAAUGGAUUUACAGAAAGCAAACGCCAUCCCCAACUUUUGAGGUUAGAGUCUCGGUUGUACCAGGACAAUAUUAAUCAUGGAGAUCGUAGAAGGGAGAAUGUCCCUCCAGAGCUUUGCCAAACUGGUGCUGUAAAGCGCUUUUGCGAACUUUCGUUGCAGAACAGAGAUAUGAUGGAUGGAUCUUGGUUAAACAAUAUUAUGUGGGACCCACAAGAUGCUAUAGGGAAGCCUAAGCUAAUUCUUGAUCUUCAAGAUGAGCAAAUGCGUUUUGAGAUUCUGGAUUACAAGGACAAUAAUGAUCUACAGCUUCAUGCUGGGGCUAUGAUUGUAACUAGAUCUGUAAAAUCAAGCAGUUUGGAUUCUUUUGAGCUAGCUGGCCAUAAGUAUCAACGUGACUGGAAAUUUAACAUUGCAAAUGACAAAUUCUACUUGAAUGGGAAAAUAUCUCAGCAGCUGCAGACAAAUUCUAAUAAACGCAUACCGCAUGGUAUCAGAGUUCAUCAUUCUGCACCUGCACUUAAGUUGCAGACAAUGAAACUGAAGUUGAGCAAUAAGGAUAUAUCUAAUUUUCACCGUCCGAAAGCUUUAUGGUAUCCCCAUGACAAUGAGGUGGCAGUCAAAGAACAAGGGAAGUUGCCUACUCAUGGACCCAUGAAGAUUAUCAUAAAGAGCUUAGGAGGCAAAGGAAGUAAACUGCAUGUGGAUACUGAGGAAACUGUUGCUUCAAUUAAAGCAAAGGCUUCAAAGAAGCUAGAUUUCAAGCCAGCAGAAACAGUGAAAUUAUUUUAUUUGGGCAAGGAGCUUGAAGACCAUAAAUCUCUUGGGGACGAAAAUGUUCGACCGAACUCCUUGCUUCAUCUUGUUCGUACAAAAGUACAUUUGUUGCCGAGGGCACAAAAGCUUCCUGGGGAGAAUAAGUCUUUGCGCCCUCCUGGAGCCUUUAAGAAAAAAUCAGAUCUCUCUGUAAAAGAUGGCCAUGUCUUUUUAAUGGAGUAUUGUGAGGAAAGGCCUUUACUGCUGAGCAAUGCAGGAAUGGGAGCAAAUCUGUGCACUUAUUAUCAAAAAUCAGCCCCAGGCGAUCAAGCUGGCACCCUAUUGUGCAAAGGAAACAACAGCUUGGGAAAUGUUCUCACGCUGGAACCUGGUGAUAAAUCUCCCUUCCUUGGAGAUAUAAAAGCUCGUUGCAGUCAGUGUUCUCUUGAAACAAACAUGUAUAGGGCACCUGUAUUUCCCCAUAAGGUGCCGUCAACUGAUUUUUUGUUGGUCCGGUCUGCAAAGGGAAAGAUUUCCAUAAGACGCAUAGACAAGAUAGCUGUUGUCGGACAACAGGAGCCUCUUAUGGAGGUAAUGUCACCUUUAUCAAAGAAUCUUCAAAGUUAUAGCAUAAAUAGGUUGUUGGUAUAUGUGUACCGUGAGUUUUCUGCUGCUGCAAAGCGUGGCUUGCUUCCCUGCAUUGGGGUGGAUGAGUUAUUGGCACAGUUUCCUAAUGUGUCUGAAGCAAUUAUUAGGAAGAAGAUAAAAGAAUGUGCUUUUUUGCGGAGGGAUGGUAGGGGAAAGCAGGUUUGGUCCAUGAAGCGCACAUUCCAAAUUCCACCUGAGGGUGAUUUGCGUAAAUUGGUGUGUCCAGAACAUGUCUGCUCCUAUGAAAGUAUGCUGGCUGGCCUGUACCGGCUCAAACAUUCAGGAAUCACACAGUUAACUCUUCCUGCCAGCAUCUCGUCUGCAAUGAGUCAACUCCCUGAUGAAGCGAUUGCUCUGGCUGCUGCGUCACAUAUUGAGAGGGAACUAUUGAUAACUCCAUGGAACCUGAGUAGCAAUUUUGUUGCCUGUACAAACCAGGACAGAGAAAGUAUUGAGCGUUUGGAAAUAACUGGUGUUGGUGAUCCAUCUGGUCGGGGCCUAGGAUUUAGCUAUGUCCGUGCUGCUCCAAAGGCACCAAUGUCAAGUUCAAUGGUGAAGAAAAAAGCUGCUGCUAGUCGAGGAGGCACCACUGUCACUGGAACAGAUGCUGAUCUUCGUAGAUUGAGCAUGGAGGCUGCCCGAGAGGUUCUUCUCAAGUUCAAUGUUCCAGAGGAAAUGAUUGCAAAACAGACCAGAUGGCAUCGAAUUGCUAUGAUACGUAAGCUUUCCAGUGAGCAAGCUGCAUCAGGGGUCCAGGUUGAUCCAACAACUAUCAGCAAGUAUGCACGUGGCCAGCGAAUGUCCUUUCUUCAGCUGCAACAACAGACAAGAGGAAAGUGUCAAGAAAUUUGGGAUCGACAAGUUCAAUCUCUUUCAGCUGGUGAUGAUGAUGACAAUGGAAGUGACUCUGAAGCAAAUAGUGAUCUGGAUUCCUUUGCUGGGGACCUAGAAAAUUUACUUGAUGCAGAGGAGUUUGAAGAAGAAGGGGAAGAGAAUAACUAUGAAUCAAAGCAUGAUAAAGCAGAUGGUGUAAAGGGGCUCAAAAUGCGAAGGCGUCCAUCCCAAGCACAAGCGGAAGAGGAAAUUGAAGAUGAAGCAGCCGAAGCCGCUGAAUUAUGCAGGUUGCUCAUGGAUGAUGAUGAGGCUGAUCAGAAGAAAAAGAAGAAGAAAACAAAAGCUGUGGCAGAGGAAGCAGGAGUUGCUCCUGUCACAAAAUCUAUUUCUGGCCUUGAGAUGGCGGAACGGGUUAAGAAGCCGAAUAAAAUAACCAAGCACAUGAUUAGUACAGUCCAACCAAAUGGAUCCUCUACUGCAAAUGAGAAUAUUAGAGAUCCAAAGGAGGAGGAGAGUUUAAUAAUGAAAAGAACCAUGUCUGGAAAGAUGAAAACAAUGAAAAAAAAUGGUAUUUCACCAAUGGGUCAACUCAAGAAACUCAAAAUAUUGGGAGAUAAUGUUAAGAUGUUUAAGGAGAAGAAGUCAUCAAGGGAGAGUUUCGUCUGUGGAGCUUGUGGUCAGUUUGGACACAUGAGGACCAACAAAAACUGCCCCAAGUAUCGAGCAGAUCCAGAUACACAGCUUGAAACUGCAGAUUCUGAAAAAGCUUCUGCAAAACCCAACUCUCUGGACCCUAAAAGUCAGUCUCAACCAAAAAUUCUUAAAAAGAAGCUCAUAUCUAAAAGUGCUACAAAAAUUGCAGUUGUUGAAGCUUCCGAGGAUGAGAAAUCUAGUUCAAAGGCGAAAGUUGUCCCAGUGAAAUUCAAAUGUGGCUCCACCGAUAAGCCUUCAGAUAAACGUGCUUUUGCACCCGUGCAAAGUUCUGACCAACCGGUUAUUUCUGAUGUGGGAACUGCAAACAAGUCUGUUGCUAAGGUUAAUAGAAUAAAAAUUUCUAAUAAGCUAAAACCUGAAGAAAUGCAGGCUGAGAUUCAGAAGCCCUCUAUUGUAAUACGGCCUCCAGCAGAUACAGAAAGAGUUCAAGUUGAAUCGCAUAAGCCCUUUAUUGUCAUACGACCUCCAACAAAUAUUGACAGAGAACAAGAUUCCCAUAAGUCCUCUAUUGUCAUUAGACCCCCAACUAAUACAGAUAGAGAACAAGUUCAAUCUCAUAGGCCUUCUAUUGUGAUACGUCCACCUACAGAGAAAGAUAGAGAGCUCCCCCAAAAGAAAAUUGUUAUCAAACAACCGAAAGAAAUUAUUGACCUGGACCAAAUCAAUCGGGAUAGAGCAACUCAUUUCGAGUACAGGAAAACUAAAAAAAUAGUUGAAUUGUCAAGUUUUGAGAAGCAUGGAAAACAGGAAAGCUCACAGUUGACUCAUGGGUCAUCAAAAAAGAAAGGUAAAGAGGAGAGAAGAUGGUGGGAAGAGGAAGAGAAGAGGAGAAAUGCAGCGAGGUUGAGAGAAGAGAGGGCAAAGAGGCUUUAUGAGGAAGAAAUGAGGGUGCAAGAAGAGCGAGAAAGGUUUGCUGAAAUCAAAAGAUAUGAAGAAUCCAUCAGAAGGGAGAGAGAAGAAGAAGAACGCCAAAAAGCAAAGAAGAAGAAAAAGAAGAAGAAGAAGCCAGAAAUAGGAGAUGAUUAUUUAGAGGACUGCAGGGCAAGAAGAAAUGACAGACGGAUGCCAGAAAGAGACUGCAGUGCAAAGAGAAGACCUGUUUCUGAGUUGGGAAAAUAUGGUGCAGAUUCAGGGCCUCCAACAAAGCGGCGUAGAGCGGGAGAGGUCGGUUUAUCAAACAUAUUAGAACGCAUUGUGGAGACACUCAGAGAAAAUACCGAGGUGUCGUUUCUUUUUCUAAAACCUGUAUCCAAGAAAGAGGCUUCUGAUUACCUUGAUAUCGUGGAGCGUCCCAUGGACUUGUCCACAAUCAGGGAUAAGGUAAGGAGGAUGGAGUACAAGCACCAUGAGGAAUUCAGACAUGAUGUGUGGCAAAUUGCCAUGAAUGCCCAUCUUUACAAUGAUGGGCGCAACCCUGGUAUUCCUCCUCUAGCUGAUCAGCUUUUAGAACUUUGUGACUUCUUGCUGGAUGAGUAUGGUACGAACCUAGCUGAAGCUGAAUCUGGCAUUGAAUCUCGGAAUUUUUAGAGAAAAAGCUUUUAUUAGGGAACAAUCAUUCAUUUGCCUGAAGCCCAAAAAUCGUAGCGCCUUUUUUGGGGAAUUUCCAGGCUUGUAAUGCGAUGGGUAUGUGGCCCAAUGAAAAAACAAGUUGA